CUCCCCUCCCACCGGAAGUGCGUCACGGCCACUUCCGGCGCGGCGGCUCCAAGAUGGCGGCGCUGGCGCUGAGGGCUUUGGGGCGCCGCUGCCUCCUGACCCCGCUGGGGCCCGGCCCCGCCCUGCGCCACGUGAUCCCGAUGGGAACCACGGCCCGGGAGGAGAUGAGGCGUUUUUGGGAGAAGAAUUCCCGCUCCAACCGACCCUUGUCCCCUCAUGUCACCAUCUACAAGUGGUCGCUGCCCAUGGCCAUGUCCAUCACCCACCGCGGCACCGGCGUCGCCCUCAGCCUGGGUGUGUCGGUGUUUGCCGUGGCCGCGCUGCUGCUCCCGGAGCACUUUCCCCAUUACCUGGCGCAGCUGCGGGCGCUGGGCCCGGCUCCGCUCCUGCUCUUCCUGGCCAAGUUCUCCCUGGCUGCUCCCUUCUCCUACCACACCUGGAACGGGAUCCGGCACCUGGCCUGGGAUCUUGGGAAGGGGCUGCGGCUGCCGCAGGUGACCCAGUCAGGGCUGCUGGUGCUGGCCCUGACCCUGCUCUCCUCCGCUGCCUUGGCCUCCCUGUGACCCGGAAUCCCGGGAAUUCCAGGAAUCCCGGGAAUCCCGGCAAUUCCGCUCCCCGUUGUCACAGAGUUUUGGGAAGUUUUUGGGGAAGGUGACGCUUCUUUCCCCCUCCCCAUCCUGAAAUGCCGGGAUGAGCAGAGCUGCUCCUGCUGCCCCACCCCCUGCUCCUUGUCCUCGGGGUGUCCCCACGUGUCCCCAAAGCUGGGACAAUGCGGGAUCUGUGUGCCACGAGUGGGAUCGGGAAUGGGGUGGCCGCGUGUGGGAUCGCAGCGGGACAAGGAGCUCCAUUGAGCCGCGCCAGGCGGUGCCCCCCGGGGGUGGGGGACAGGUGACAUCUCGCUGCCACCCCCGCUGCCACCCUCGGGGCUCCUCGAUCCCAUGGGAAUUCCAUGCUUCAGCUGAUUUUUGUGGGGGGAAAAAUCGGUAAUUUUGGAGCCCCUGCCGGUGAAAAAACUUCCCGGUUUUCCCCCCGUCGGGGAUUUUUCCCAGCGUGUUGUUGUCACCUGUCCCCCUCUGGAAUAAAGCAGCUCUGAUCCUCCA
Messenger RNA from Corvus hawaiiensis (hawaiian crow), 1100 nucleotides. It is a transcript of the gene SDHC, whose product is annotated as succinate dehydrogenase complex subunit C. Gene Ontology annotation, biological process: tricarboxylic acid cycle; mitochondrial electron transport, succinate to ubiquinone. Gene Ontology annotation, cellular component: membrane. The transcript is spliced from 6 exons. The coding region runs from base 54 to 563 and encodes 169 amino acids. NCBI's taxonomy places the organism in Eukaryota, Metazoa, Chordata, Aves, Passeriformes, Corvidae. Gene Ontology annotation, molecular function: succinate dehydrogenase activity; electron transfer activity. The record is from RefSeq and is a predicted model, not a curated record.